AUGCCCGCCGUCGUCCCCGCCCCCGCCCCCAGCACUGCCCACGCCCCCGCCCCCGCGGUGCCAGUCGAGCGCUUCGACGAGGAUCUGGGAACGCAGGCGGAGGACACCGAGGCGGAGGUGGAGCGCGCCGUCAUCUGCUUCGGGGCGUUCCAGACCUACAUCGUCGGCGUCCAGUACUAUAGCGGCACCGUGAGCAGGAACGAACAGGUUCGUCUGGUCCGAGAGCCCAAGAACCCCUACGACCGCAACGCCAUCCAGGUGAACAACAUCCUGGACAUCAAGGUUCGCGGGAUAAGAAAGCUGGUGCACCACGCGUCCGGCGUGGUCACCACCGGCGCGAACAACAAGUACUCCAUUCCGGUCACGCUUUUCCUCUGGGGCCUUCCCGAGAAUAAGGAGGAGGUGAUCAAGCGGUGCCGCCUGGGCCAGCUGGUUCUGGGUAACAACGUCGAACCAGCCGCCCGGCGCGUGAUGGAGUUGGAGCCGGUGACGAGGACCAUGGACGCGACGGAGCGCGAGGAUGCGCUCGACCAGCUGUUCAAGCGACUGGAGGAGGAGCGCCAGUCCACCAAGAUGGCGACGCCGAGCGAAACGAUCACCGCGCCGCUGUACCCGCACCAGAAGGAGGCGCUCGCGUGGAUGCUGCACAGGGAAAACAGCAACGCCUUGCCGCCGUUUUGGUCCCACGAGGAAAAGACGGGGAUGUACGUGAACAUCCUCUCGUCGUACAAGACCUCGGUCAGGCCGCAGGUGUGCCGCGGGGGUAUCCUCGCGGACGAUAUGGGGCUGGGCAAGACGCUCAACACCAUCGCGCUCAUCGCGUCCAACCGACCGGGCGCGGCGCCCCCGGCGCUCGAGGAGGCGCCCGAGAAUGACGAGCCCCCCACGAAGAAGCCGAAGGGGAAGACGAAGGGCCCGGGUCCCUCGAAGAACGCUCCCAAGGUUCUGGCGAGCAAGCAGGAUCAGGCCGGGUCCACAUCCUCGCCCCCUUCGCGGGACGGGCCCAAGGCGACGCUGAUCGUGUGCCCGGUCUCGGUCCUCUCAAACUGGGAGCAGCAGAUUGCGGAACACACCGACGGAAGCCUCAGCGUGUGUCGGUACCACGGCGCGUCAAAGACCAAGGUGACGGACGAGUUGGCCCGCCACGACGUCGUCAUCACCACCUACGGGACCCUCACCGCCGAUAAGGGCGCCGUGCUCAACAAGGUUAAGUGGCUCAGGGUUGUGCUCGACGAGGCUCACAACGUCAAGAACCCCAACGUGGGUCAGUCCAUCGCCGUCAGGCAGCUCACCGCGGAGAGAAGGUGGGCCAUCACCGGCACACCCAUACAGAAUCGCCUCAACGACCUUUACUCCCUCCUCGCGUUCCUUCGCUUGCAACCACUGGACGACAGGUCGUUCUGGACCCGCGUGGUAGAUAAGCCGGUCCACGCCGGCAACCCGGUGGGAUACGAUCGCUUGGUCACCCUCAUGGCCGCCAUCGCGCUCAGACGCACCAAGGCACAAAAGCUGAAGGACGGCACCCCGCUUGUGCGCUUGCCGCCCAAGGAGGUGUUGGUGCAGACCGUGGAGAUGGGUCUGGAGGACAGGGCGCGGUACUCCAAUUUGCUCAGAGCCGCGCAGGAAACCAUAGGAGGUAUGAUCGAGGACGGGACCCUGUUCGGCAACUACGCUCACGCUCUCGAGGUCAUCCUUCGUCUGAGACAGCUGUGCUGCCACGGCGCACUCGUGCCCCGGGGGAAGAACGGGGAAGAAAAGCCGGUGACUCCGCCGACGGGCGAGCAGAUGGCUCAGCUGCUGACGGUUCUCCGCGCGGGUGGCCUCGACGAUUGCUGCAUCUGCCUCGGCACGAUGUUCCACCCCGUGGUCACCCGAUGCGCGCACGUGUUUUGCCGGGGAUGCAUCGCGCCCGCGCUCGAGCGGAAGCGAUCGUGCCCGCUCUGCCGCGCGGACUGCGAGCCGGGUGAGCUCGUGGAGGCGCCGCCAGACGAGGACGGGGAGACUGGCGACGGGGCCUCGACCGGCGCGGGCGCGGCGCCCCCCAGCGCCAAGACCGAGGCGCUCGUGGCCCGGCUCAAGACGGACCUCAGGGCCCGCGGCGACGGCGGUCGCAAGGCCAAAGCCGUGGUGUUCAGCCAGUUCGUGACCUUCAUCGACAUCGCGCAGAAGUCCGUCGAGGCUGCCGGGUUCAAGUGCGUUCGACUGACCGGCGGCGUCUCGGCGGCGGGGAGGGAGAAGUGCAUCCGGGAAUUUCAGAGCCCCGACGCGGACUCUCCGGAUGUGAUCUUCGUCUCCCUCAAGGCUGGAGGCGUGGGAAUCAAUCUCACCGCCGCGAGCUUCGUGUACAUGCUGGACCCGUGGUGGAACCCAGCGACGGAGGAUCAGGCGAUGGAUAGGGUGCACAGGCUGGGGCAGGACCGGCCGGUGAAGGUGGUGAGGUUCGUGUGCAAGGAUUCGAUUGACGAGAAGAUGAUGGAGCUUCAGCAGCGCAAGAGGGAGCUGGCCAAGGCUGCGUUCGUGAAGAAGACGGAGAAGGAGAGGCAGGAAAUGCGAAAGGCGGACCUCAGCCUCCUCCUCAGCCUCACGAAUCUGGUCUGA
This is a messenger RNA of Micromonas commoda, 2598 nucleotides long. RefSeq names its product SNF2 super family. NCBI's taxonomy places the organism in Eukaryota, Viridiplantae, Chlorophyta, Mamiellophyceae, Mamiellales, Mamiellaceae. Bases 1 to 2598 code for a protein of 865 amino acids. The transcript is spliced from 2 exons. The record is from RefSeq and is a predicted model, not a curated record. Gene Ontology annotation, molecular function: ATP binding; hydrolase activity, acting on acid anhydrides, in phosphorus-containing anhydrides; nucleic acid binding.